AUGGCCGCCGACCGUUUUACCGAGAGGACUUUUAUAAUGGUUAAGCCCGAUGGGGUUCAACGUGGCUUAGUCGGUGAGAUCAUCAAACGCUUUGAGCAGCGAGGCUUCAAGCUGGUUGCGAUGAAGUUCAUGCACGCUUCUGACAAAAUUUUGAAUGAGCAUUACGCAGAACACAAAGGCAAACCUUUCCUCCCUGGUCUGGUCAAGUAUAUGUCCUCCGGUCCCGUUGUGCCUAUGGUUUGGGAAGGCUAUGAGGCCGUCAAGCUUGGUCGCAUGCUUCUCGGAGCGACUAAGCCAGAAGAAAGUCUCCCGGGUACUAUCCGCGCAGACUUCGGCCAGUGCAUCGGGCGGAACAUCGUCCACGGAUCUGACGCGGUUGAAACAGCCAAGCGGGAAAUCAAGAUCUGGUUCAAGGACGAAGAGCUUGUCUCCUACAAGUCCGUAUUCUCGGAAUGGAUGCACGAGCUGUAG
Dibothriocephalus latus is the source of this 471-nucleotide messenger RNA. NCBI's taxonomy places the organism in Eukaryota, Metazoa, Platyhelminthes, Cestoda, Diphyllobothriidea, Diphyllobothriidae. The record is from the annotation of a GenBank genome assembly.